This is a messenger RNA of Nothobranchius furzeri (turquoise killifish), 1544 nucleotides long. The record is from RefSeq and is a predicted model, not a curated record. NCBI's taxonomy places the organism in Eukaryota, Metazoa, Chordata, Actinopteri, Cyprinodontiformes, Nothobranchiidae.
CCAGGGACGUCGGCCAGGACACUUCUCCUUCCUGGAUCCCUUCUCCCCUGGCGUCUGGCUCUUCAUGCUCCUGGCCUACUUGGCUGUCAGCUGCAUCCUCUUUCUAGUGGCGAGACUGACACCUUACGAGUGGUACAACCCCCAUCCUUGUCUAAAGGGACGCUGCAACCUGCUGAUCAACCAGUACUCACUUGGCAACAGUUUCUGAUUCCCAGUUGGAGGAUUCAUGCAGCAGGGAUCCACCAUCGCUCCCAGAGCUCUGUCUACACGCUGUGUCAGUGGAGUGUGGUGGGCCUUUACGUUAAUCAUCAUCUCUUCGUACACGGCCAACCUGGCUGCCUUUCUGACAGUUCAGAGGAUGGAGGUUCCCAUAGAGUCGGUGGACGACCUGGCAGAUCAGACGGCGAUAGAGUACGGCACCAUGCACGGAGGGUCCACCAUGACUUUCUUCAUGGUGAGAGCAAACACACCUCACUUCUCUCAUGUGAGCCAAUUUCAGCUCAGAUCAUGUGAUCAGUCACCAGUAAUGUCAUCCUCAUCAUGUUUUAUGUGUUUACCACCUGCUGCUCACACAACCAGACAAUAAGCACUCCAGCCUCGUUUAUAUUCUAGGUAUUUGACCUCAGAGAGGAACAGAUAAAGAUGAGGAAAAUCCGAGUGUUAGAGGAGAGAGGGACAUUGAAGGAUGGGAUCGGAGAACAGAUAAAAGACCUGUACUCUUUGAUGCUUUAACAUCCGCUGGACCUUGAAUAGAGCAGAGGAGACUGGUUAAGAGGAAAUGUAAGACAGGAGGUGAUAUGAUUUGAAGUUUCUGCUCUGAAAUCUGUAGCUGCUCAAAUGGAAAAAAAGGUCUGUAAAAGAAAACUGCGAUAAAGAAGAUGCAUUCAGGUAAAUCAGUUUGAAUCAAACCCAUCAGUCACAGAAAGGAAAAUGGUCCAAAAAGUGACAAUUCAAGAGCUUUUCUGCAAAUCUAAGCUUCUUUUUCUGGCCUGUGAUGUAAAAGGAAAUUAGAAAUAUUGUUUCUAUUGGAUGUUUAACUGUUUUUGUCACUUCUCAGUUUAAACAUCCAGGUUUACCUUUACUUUAAUCUCAGCUUGUUUCAGUCUGCAGAGGAUGGGAAAUAAACCAAAAACCAAGAUUGUUUUGAAAUCCUUUUUUAUUUCAAAGGAAACAAUUCUGCUUUUUUACCGAGGAUGCUCCACGUUGAAUAUGGGGCCAAUAAAAAAAAACUACAAAAUUAACCUAAAUUCUUUGAUCUUAUAUCUGCAGUUAAACCAGAUUUUGUAGACUCAAAUCUGGACGUACAGAUACAAAAAUGUUAGCCAUAUCUUUUUCAUUUUAUCACUGAAAAUGCUGAAUGAGAUGACAGCAGCAGCACACAUUUAUUUGAAACCUCAAAUCUUUAUGUAAUACUUAACAUCAGUGUGCAGUGCUCUGAUCUCCAGCCCCCAGUGUUUAGAAAUUAAACACCCAGGCAGACUCUUACAGAGAACAUGUGACUUAUGGAGCAUGUUCAUAUUAAAUAAUUCAAAAGUGUGACUGAU